This is a messenger RNA of Doryrhamphus excisus (bluestripe pipefish), 1907 nucleotides long. RefSeq names its product G protein nucleolar 3 (gene gnl3). Lineage: Eukaryota; Metazoa; Chordata; Actinopteri; Syngnathiformes; Syngnathidae. The record is from RefSeq and is a predicted model, not a curated record. Gene Ontology annotation, molecular function: GTP binding. Gene Ontology annotation, cellular component: nucleolus.
AGGUGGCGACAAGUGAUUGCGUCGGGGCCUGCUUGAAGCGGAAAUGACGUCACGUCUUUGCUCUUCCACGUGCGAGAGUAGCACAGUCACAUUGGAACCGUCGACAGUCCAAGAUGAAACGACCUAAGCUAAGGAAAGCGAGUAAGCGAAUGUCAUGUGCCAAACGGUAUAAAAUCCAAAAGAAGGUCAGAGAGCACAACAGAAAGCUCAAAAAAGACGCGAAGAAAAAAGGCUUAAAGAAACCAUCGAAGAAAGAUCCAGGAGUUCCUAACAGUGCACCUUUUAAAGAGGAAGUCCUUCGGGAGGCUGAGCAGAGGAGACUACAGAUUGAAGAGGAAAAAGAGAGAAGGAAACAAGCUAAUAAAUUGGAGCGAGCCCAGAAGAGGAAAAAGGAAAAAGAAGCUGCUAGUAAACAAGCGGAACCCAAAGCCAAGAAAGCACGUCAGGAGGAGAAACGCCCGGAUAAAACAUCUAAACAGUUUCUUUGUAGCCAAGUAAACAGGGUGAUUGACGCCGCUGAUGUUGUCAUAGAGGUGCUGGAUGCUCGUGAUCCGCUGGGAUGCAGAUGUCCGCAGCUGGAGGAGGCGGUUUUGCAGAGGGCCGGCAACAAAAAAUUGCUUCUUGUUUUAACAAAAAUAGACUUGGUGCCAAAAGCAAACGUGGAACUAUGGAUUCAGAGAUUACAGCAGGAAUUUCCAGUUGUGGCCUUCAAAGCGUCAUUGCCGGUUUCACGCAAAACGGCAAACAAAAAGAGAAGACUCGGGGCCUCCAAUGAAAUCUUGGACCAAUCCAGAGGAGCCGCCUGUUUUGGAAACGCCGUUCUCACUGAGCUGCUCACAAGUUACGCUGCCAGCAAGCCGGAGGGUUCAACUCUCAGAGUUGGUAUAGUCGGCUUUCCAAAUGUCGGAAAAAGCAGCCUGAUCAACUGUCUGAAGGGAAGUCCCGUGUGCAUUGCUGGCGUGGAGAGAGGCAUCACAAAGACGAUGCAGGAGGUGCACGUUUUGAGCAACGUGAACCUUCUAGACAGUCCAGGAAUCCUGGCCUGUCCAUCCAACGCAGCAGCUUCCUUGGCUCUGAGGAGCCUGCAGGUGGAGGAGGGCGAGGAGAAGGUGCAGGAGGCCGUCAGGACACUCCUCAAACAGUGUGACAAGUCUCAGGUCAUGCUCCAGUACUACGUUGCCAACUACAGGAACGCUGUGGAGUUUUUAACUUUGUUUGCCCAAAAGCGUGGAUUCCUGCAAAAGGGUGGCGUCCCAAACCUGGCACAGGCCGCUUCAGUGUUUCUUGAUGAUUGGACAGGACCCAAGCUGAGCUACCACUGCAAGCCGCUUAACAGCAGCCUCCCGAUCUACAUGAGCGACGCCGUGGUCACCGAGAUGUGGAACGGCCUGGACCGUAACCAGCUCAACGUAGGCAACGAGAAUACUAUGAGCAGUGUAAAAUUCCCAAACCACGCCAGCAGUAUCAGCUUCACGUCCAAAGGUCCCACCGCCGGCCUGCUGGUGGUCAGCGACAUCCCAAAAGAAGAAGAAAGACCCACGGAGAAGGAAGCACAGAAUAAUGAUAUAAAGACUAAAGAAAGCGCCGAGACAAAUACACAUGAACCAGAAGAAGUGGCACCCCAAGAAAAAACAAAGCACGUCCACUUCAAAUCGGUACCCAUUGACAUCAGCCUCUCUACGGGAGCAACAGAUGACGCCUAUGACUUCAACACUGAUUUUGUAUGAUUCUGAAUCCAAGUGGUGGACUACCCCAGACCAGUGUUCACUGUAAACCCCGGAAAUAGUGACGUUGAAAUCUUAUCAGAUUUAUCACUCAUCCAUAAACGUAAGUUACAUCUGUAUCAAUGUAUGCAAAUAUUGUAUAUAAAACACAACCGAUGUAAUAAACCAGAGUUCCAAUGUAAA